AUGUCGAAAAGGAGCAUGGACGGCCGACAACGCUGGCUAGACGGCGUCCGUGGUAUUGCAGCAGCUAUCAUGGCCUGCUUCCACUUUACCAUUGGCGAAAUGACGAUCCCAUAUCGCGGGUUCACCGAUGAGCCAGCUGAACAGAACCGCCAUCUCAUUCAGCUCCUUCCAUUCCGCAUCCUAUUUGCGGGCAAAGCAAUAGUCACUCUAUUCUUUGUCAUCUCUGGAUACUCGGUUGGUCUUGCAAUUAUCCGGCGUCGCGGCCAGAAUAACAACGCUGACUGUUACCGCAAGCUCACUUCCUCGGUGAUUCGUCGAGGCCUUCGUCUCUAUCUACCUGUAACAUUUGCGUGUAUGACGUCUCAGAUACUUUUCUUCAUGGGCGCCUACAGCAACUGGAGCUUUCCCAGGGCAGAAGGGUGUCCUCGUGCGCCGCCAAGGUCCGCGAUUUGGCAGCACCUCAAAUGCUUUGCUCUGUCUUUCCGGAGUUCAAUUGGCUUCGUCGAAACCAAGUACGGCAGUGGACUCAACGCGCAGUUCUGGACAAUGCCUAUCGAGCUUAAAGGAUCCUUUGCAAUAUACCUGACUAUUCUUGGUUUGUUGCCCGCUACACCCAAAGUCCGGCUAACGAUUGUAGCCAUAUUCGCUGCGCUCUUCCUGUACUUUGGGUCCCAGGAGUUAUUCUGCUUCUUCUCUGUGCUACUAUUUGCCGAGCUCGAGGAGUUGAACCAGAAUCGUGCAAGCGUCGUCGCCCCAGUUACACACAAGCCUCCUAUGAAGAAAUCAAGGUGGUCCUUAGCAGCAUUCAUGGCUCUCUUUGCCGGUGGAAUCUACCUCCUCUGUCUCCCAUACAGGGGUGGCUCCUACGAGGACUACUGGUACUCUUCCAGGCUCAGCAUCCUGCCAUACUGGGAUCACCCAGUCAAACACAUCAACAUCUGGUGGUCCAUAGGCUCUAUAAUAGCAAUCAGGUGCCUCCCGAUUAUCAAGAGGGUGCUCGAGUCUCGAAUAGCCCAGUUCCUAGGCGAAAUAUCUUUCUCGUUAUACCUACUCCACCAGACAUUCAUACGUGUCCUUCGGAACUCCAUUCUCAACUGGACUUGCUGGAAGCUCUGGGGGAAAAGCUUUGGCGACUAG
Molecule: messenger RNA, 1137 nt
Organism: Aspergillus calidoustus
Lineage: Eukaryota; Fungi; Ascomycota; Eurotiomycetes; Eurotiales; Aspergillaceae
Source: the annotation of a GenBank genome assembly